This is a messenger RNA of Amyelois transitella, 4124 nucleotides long. RefSeq names its product protein phosphatase 1 regulatory subunit 12A (gene Mbs). The transcript is spliced from 19 exons. Gene Ontology annotation, cellular component: cytoplasm. Bases 381 to 3149 code for a protein of 922 amino acids. Gene Ontology annotation, molecular function: phosphatase regulator activity; protein kinase binding; enzyme inhibitor activity. The record is from RefSeq and is a predicted model, not a curated record. Lineage: Eukaryota; Metazoa; Arthropoda; Insecta; Lepidoptera; Pyralidae.
GGGAGCUAGUAGUCUGUUGCCGUCAUUCUUACCCGCUGCCUAGUUUUUCUUUUUUACGUUUUGGUAGGAAGUUGGCUGUGAAAUUUAUUCUCGUAAUGGCUGCCACGCUAAAUGUGUAGCAUAUUGGUUAUGUCAUGUUUAUAGAAUUGGUGUUCAUGUGUGAAAUUUCAAUAAUUCAACAAGUGUUUCGAACAAUGAUCAUAUGAAAGCAGCAUAAUCUCAAUCUCCCUAGAACGUUUCCUCUUUCAUGUUUCCUUUUUUGGCAAUUAAGUUAUGGACUCGGCGUUUGUGUACUGUAUGUAAUAAAAACAUAAUCUAUGCACCGUGAUAAGUGCUCCUAUGAACCAUAUUGAGUCCCAAGUGCUUUGUCACUAGCUAAAAUGACGGAUACGCGGUCGUCAUCGGCGCUUUUCAAGCGAGCGGAGCAGUUGAAAAGAUGGGAGGAAUCCGACACCAACAAACAGUCACCAAUGCCCAAGAGGGCAUCAAGGAUCCAGUUUUCAUCGGGGAUAGUGUUCUUGGCGGCGUGUACGGCGGGCGACAAAGAUGAGGUCCAGAGGCUGUUGAAAAUGGGUGCAGACAUCAACACCGCCAAUGUUGACGGCUUGACUGCACUGCAUCAGGCGUGCAUCGAUGACAACCUGGAUAUGGUGGAGUUCCUGGUGAAGCACGGGGCUGACGUGAACCGCGGCGACAACGAGGGCUGGACCGCGUUGCACGCCACGGCCUCCUGCGGCUUCCUCAGCAUAGCCAGGUUCCUCUUAGAAAAUGGUGCCGAUGUGGGUGCAGUCAACUACGACGGAGAGCUAGCCGUCGAUAUAGCAGAGAGUGACGAAAUGGAGGAACUCUUACAGAAAGCUAUUGACGAGAAAGGUGUAGACUGCGAGAAAUCCCGUAACGCCGAAGUGGACACCCUUCUGAAUGAUGCGAGGAACUGGGCCGCCAAUGGUUACGUGGAAGUCAGGGAUCCUAAGACUGGUGGAACGCCUUUACACGUCGCUGCGGCUAAGGGUUACAUUGAGGUGGCGAAAAUGCUGCUAGAAGAUUGCAACGCGUCGCCUGACAGUGUCGACUACGAGGGCUGGACUCCAUUGCACGCGGCGGCGCUUUGGGGCCAGAAAGACGCGGCAGCACUGCUGCUAAAGUACGGCGCCGAUCCACAACUCAAUAAUUAUUCGGGUCAAACCUGCAUGGACCUAGUUGAUCCGAGCAUAUCGGCGUGGCUCGCGGACGCCACACUGAAGGCGCCGCGUCGCGUCAACAACAACAACAACAACAACAACAAAAGGAAAUGCAGCCCUCCGAGGCACGAGGUCAAGAGGGUCGAGCUGGAGAUCACAGGGCAGACAGACAACAAUGUUAAUGAGAAACCGCCGGCCGCACCAGAAAUAAUAACAAAGAUUGCGGACGGGAAGCCGCCCAAGGGGCGCGCGCCGUCCCCCGACGCGACGGAAAACUCUGAGAACGUUCUAGAAGAGGCGCCCUCGUGGCGUAGGUCGGCGUCUUUCAGAAACAGACAACCAGACGCCACUAGAGAGAAUAAGUCCGCAAACAAUAACGCCGUAUCAGUUGACAACGAGACCAUAUUGAGAAGAACGCACAGUUUUGAAAAUGACAAAACAGGCCGUCUCGACAGAGUCAGCUUGUUAAUAAGCAGGUUCGAUAGUACAAGGCCUAAGAGCCACGGGAAUUUACUGGAUGAUUUCUAUCAGCGGUACCGUGACGUCACGGCGCGCAUUAAGGCCUCCUCUUGCCCGUCGAUACCGCCGCUCCGGUCGCCACUGCGGUCGACCCUGGCCGCCAUGGAACUCAGGAUAAAGAACCAGGAGACUAACAAUGCGGAGAAUACUAACGUCGAUGUUCAGACCAGAAUUAGCCCCACAGAGAGAAGAGACAGAGACGCAAACACUUGGACGGCUCCCUCUACCACGGCCGGUUACACUAAACCUAGUACAACCGUGCAGACCACAGUUAGAAGAUCCUUCGUGCCACCGGUGCGUGAUGAGGAAAGUGAAACGCAAAGGAAGGCGCACGCGAAACGCGUCCGUGAGACCAGGCGCUCGACACAAGGUGUCACCCUUGACGAGAUCAAGUCGGCCGAGCAACUGGUGAAGAAGAAAGCCGGAAACGGAACCACGGAGAGCCCCUCCCCCGCCAGCCUCAAGAAAGAAGACGCCCCAGUGUCUAGUCCAGAUAAUGGAACCGCGCGCGGCGGCGACGUGGCCGUGACUCUCGCGCUGGCGGUCGCGCACGCCACCGCCACGGCGACUAUAGCGGCGAACAGCGAGCGGCGGCCCUCGUGGCGGCUACGCCUCGACCCCGCCAAUAAGUUCGAAUUGGAGGACGCGGGCCGGUCGUCACCGCGCAACGUUACGCCCGCUACGACUACCGCGAGCGCCGCUACGACGACCGCUACUACCACGGCGGCUACGGAGGCCACCGUGACAUUGCCGCUGAGACGUCCCCCCGCGGGUUCCACGGCGAACACCACCGCUACACCCGCCAAGGAGGAGAGAGAAAAAGGUGAUGAAGACAAAGACCGCGAGGGCAGUGUGGACAGCAAGAGUUCGAAUCCUUCGCCGGCGAGCACGCAGGCCGCUCUCAACGUCAUACAGCGCAGGCGGCGGCCGAAACGAAGGUCCACGGGCGUCGGACAUGUAGAUAUGGAUGACAUAGUGAACGACCGCGGCGGGGGCGGCGAGGGCGACGUUGACUCAGAAUCUCUUCAGUCGGGCAGCGAGCGCACAGAAGAAGGCGAGGAUCGGGAUUACAAAGCGCUGUACGAGGCGUCGUCGAACGAGGUCCGGCGCCUGCGCAGCUCUCAGGGCGGCGGCGACAAGGCGGACGACGGCGACAAGGACUACAAGGCUCUGUACGAGGCGUCGAUGCUGGAGGUCCGCCGCUUGAGGGAGCUGCUGGCGACUUCGGAGCAACAGCUGAGAGACGCGCGCGCUACUAUCACAAGGCUUACGCAAGUGAAUCAAAAUUCGCUAUCUGAGAUCGAGAAGCGAGAGAAGCGAGCCAUGGAGAGGAAACUUUCGGAGAUGGAAGAAGAGUUAAAGUUCCAACAGGCUCUGCAGGCCGAGAAUCAGCGGUUGAAGGAUGAGAACGGAGCGUUAAUCAGAGUGAUCAGCAAAUUGUCCAAGUGAAGGUUGGCCCUCGCCCAGGGGACCACCUCAAGCAACUCCGACCGGAGGCCGAACACCGAUAUCACACGAUAAAACACCUAUAUGCUCCAUGCUCCAAUUAUACUAACAAUCGCGAGCACCAACUUUGAACACGAUGUAAAGAAUUCCUAUUUGGUAGGCGCGUUUUAGAUACACCUAUCUCUUUUACUCUUUAUACGUGAUGUAAAGUCAAUUAAACAACUUUUGUUAGUAACAUCAGUGGUUACACCUACGAUGAAAUUCGCCGUCGCUAGCGCCAUAUAAAGCGAUAUGAAGUUUAUCGUUGGUAUCUCACCGCUAAGGGUAAAUAUGAAUUUACAGUUAAUAUGCCUACAAUGUAUUCGUACUGCUAUACCUAUCCUAUGAAUGUUUGUAUUUAUAGCAUAUAUUUAGUUGUUUUAUUCCGAUGCAUUCAUUUAAUGUGCCUUCAUUUUAAGUGUUAUGUACUUAUUUCCUAUCUUCCUAUAUGUACUUAGAACAAGUAAAGCAAACGUACUGACAUCAGGUACCUCGCGGCGACGUGUCAGCCACAAACGAGGUGUGGUGUCAAACAUAGUUAUUAUGAUCUGUAGGUUUCCUUUGUGUUGAUAUUUCGGUGUAUUCCUAAACGAUGUAAGUGUAAAGUAGGGUAGAUCAUAUUGUCAGCGAAACCUGCCUGCGUCGACCUUAUCAUAUUUAUGUACUUUAUUUAAUGGCAUUUUAUCAAUGUCUUGUAAAUCGAAAUGUUAUGGAUUGUACGUUAUUAUAAUCUCAGUUUGAGCAUUAACAAUGAUAUAAUUUUAAUGGUAAUAUAACUCUUUUUAUAAUUUAUCAAAAUCGAUGAAAUAUGAAAUGAAAGAUUUAUGUGUUGUAUAAAUUUGUAGCACAUUUAACUUAACGGUUCUAAAAUUUGUUCUUUAAAGUUUUAUUUAUUUCCAGUCGUAAGAGUUAAAUGAAAUAAACUUCUUGAUUAAUUUA